AAUCAAUCCCGCACGAGCAGUCAUCGCGCCAGGAUUUCAGAAGACGCGUGUUGUGUUCAUAAAAUAAACGACAGCAGUUGGUGUUGGAUUUAAUUGGUCGUGGAUGGCAUACGAACGAUUAGAGAAAUUUACCGUCAGGAAUCUGAGUAUAAACAAAGUGCAGGACAUAAAAUGCACUGAAUGUUCAGUAGAAUCAUGAUGAACCAAAUAUCUAUUCGAGGAAUAAAGAUCAAGUGACGAAAGAAAUAAGACAAUUGAACGACAGUAGAAAUACAUAAUGUAAAAUGACAGUAGAAAUAAGAAAUAUAGAGUGACUUUGGAAAUAAGAAGGAUAAGGUUACAGUAUCAAUAAAAACGUAUAAGAUGAGACCAUGAUAAUACAAUGCCAAAAUAAUGAAGUGAUAAAGUAACAUGAUAAGGAUGUACAAAACAGGCAGCAGUUUGAACUAAAAGAAAACAAUAAAAUUAGUUCAACAAUAGGUUACCAGAAAGGUUCAUAAGAGUAUCUUCAUAAAAACAAUAAAGUAGGUAAAAAUAUGGAUGAUUAAAACGAAAUUAUGAAUAAAAACGGAUAAAUAAACACGUUGACAACAAAGCAAAGCAAUUUUGCUUUAAGAAAGUAAGACUAAAUAUGUACAAUACAACAACUUUAAUAACCACCUUGGUGACAAUGACCGUAAUGGAUAAUGUGACAGAGAACCAUGAUAACAGAACGUCAAGCAACAGCGGUGAAUAUCAAGGCUAUAGAGAGCCCACGCAGCUUUUUAAGCUAAUAUUGAUAGUUUUUGGAUUUUUAGCAAAUGUGUUCUCAAUACUGGCUACUUUAAACGUUCCUCGUGAGCGAUGGUCACCGUAUAACACUUUAAUAAUUAACUUGGGAGUGUCUGAUAUCAUGGUGAUACUCUCCUGUGUUCUUCAUGAUAUCCUUAUGCUUAUAAAUCGCCGCCUCCCGUGCACGCCUGUUCUGAAUCGGAUGUUCCUCAAUAUUGCGCUGACGUCAACAUUGUUCAACCUUGUCUUGAUGGCUAUAGACCAUUACGUCGCCAUCAUGCAGGCCUUGUAUUACGAUCGCUUCUUCUCCAAGCAGAAAGUGAGAGUCAUCAUUGCAGCUUUGUGGGUGACAAGUAUAUUCUUAGGAUCGUUGGAUUUAUUUGUAAGUUUACCAAGCUUUCGGAAAGCAGACACAACAUUUUGUGAUCAUGUUAAUACUGUGAAUAGAACAACAUUUAACUACGAACUUGUCAUUGUCAUAUUUAUUUUCAUUGUUCUACUGGGCCUUUUGAUCAUCUACACAAGGAUCUGCUAUCAAGUGAGGAAACUCGUUCGGGAUGACCGCCAUAAUCGGUUGGAAAGUUCCCAUUCCAUGAAAGCCAUUGUCACAACAUUCCUUAUAAUUGGGACAUUUGCACUUUGUUGGUGCCCAAUAGGAUUAUACCACACCGUUCUGUACAUAUGGAAUCCAGCUUAUUCCGAAAUGAAUAAAGCUGCUCUUGACAGUCUGCGGCUAGUCAACUCGAUUUUGUUCCUGUUCGUCGUAUUAAACACAAUAUGCGAUCCUGUUAUAUACGCCGUGAGAAGAUCCGAAGUGAAACUUGGCUAUAUUAGAGUGUACAAUAAACUUCUACGAAAGAGAAGGAGAUCUUCUUUUUAUGAGAAUGAAAUGCACUCACAAUUUAGACGCAGAAAUGAUUCGCGUGAUACGGGAAAUGCCGACAAUACGAUUGUUACAAGACUAAGUAUCUCCGACAAGAGAAACUCGACAUGUACUUCAACUUGCACGUCGCCCACUGACAGCAGUGAACACUCAAAAUUUGGGCUCGAAAGGGACAAUUUAUCAGAUCAUUGACAUAUAACAACAGACAAUACUAUUAUUUGCAUUGUUAGAGUUAAUGAUUAAGGAUAUUUAUAUUAUGAACACAUAUGUUUCGAAUCACUAUCAGUAUGUCAUAUUUGAAAUGAACUUUUAUUAAUUUUUAAUGACGAGUUUUAGCGUACAUACGUUUAAUAACAGUAGACAAUAAGAAAGUCAAUCAUGUUUACAUUUAUGUUGUUGUAUAAAUUAACCUAUGUAUAUUGUAUCAGGUGGGUAUUUACAUGUUAUAACCGAAAUUGCACCAUCAUAUGUUAUCGUCUGUAUUCGAAGAAAAACAUCAAUUUUUUGUUAUGACCCUGUCGUUGUUGUCAACGAUUGUUUAUGCAUCGAUAUGGUAUUUGACGGCAUCCAACGCAUUUUAAUUGAUAUUUUGUAUAAAUGUUCAACAUAUUUAAAUGAAUAUUUAUACACAAAAAAACGCACAUUCACUUACUGAAAGUCGAGAAAUGCCCUUUCCUCGAUAGAAACGAGGAUCAUUGGCAUUCACUAAGAUUUGCCUUUCUUAGAUAUUACAUUCGACUGUUAUUUUACCAACGUGUUGGUUGAUGUCUUUCUCAUUGAAACAACAAUUUAACAUUGCCAAAGUAUUCCAUUUGAUUAAUACAAUGCCAGAUCUUUGAAACAUUAAAUAAUUUACACGCUAGUUUAUUGGCAAUUAAAUUUUUAUUGCUAAUUUUACAGACGGAUGUUUAUAAAAGUUUGAUGGUGCCCUGUUAUAAUAAUGCUUAGCGUGUUUUGCUGAAAUAGUAAACAUAAUACUUGUUUUUACUUCUGAUCAUUGUUAGACUACAGGUAGGAAAUAAACUAAAUUGUUAUGCGUGUAUAAUAGGCCAUAACUUAUUUCAAACCCGACACAAUAGUAUGCGCUAAAUUUGACAUAUCUUAAGUAUUAUUUUAUCGCACAGACAGAUGUAUUUAAUGAAGAAGCACUAAAAAGCCGACAAUUAUACAAUGAACAACAAACACCUUGCUAGAUUAAAAUGUUUGUUUUUUAUUUGGAAAACAGCUGUUUCGUAACAUAAAUGAAAUUUUCGUUUUUCGAACUUUGAAUUGCCAGGCCUUCCAAACUCGCUGUUGCGUUGUAUACUCCAGACAUAGUUAAAUAAAACGUGUGGACGAUUGGAAAUGAGAUUUUAAACAAAGAUUAUGUUAAAAUCAAUACUAAUUUGCGUUGUUAUAUCAAAAUGUAAUCGGUAAUUAUAUUUAUACAGUACUAAGGACAAAGUAGAUGAAAGUUCUAAAACACAUUUUAAUAGCUGAUUUAUACUGGUAAACAUCCUAAUGUUAAACUUUUUGCGUAGGCCGAGCCGCACAGCUUAAAAUGUAAUAAUACAAUGGAAAAUACAAAACAAGCACUUAAGUCGAAAGUUCAAAAGGUAAAUCCUGUUUAGGGGCACAAAGCAAGGGUUAAACGACAAUGAACUACAUACAUAUUAACAUCACAUACACACACACAAAAACCCAAAACAAACUAACAUCGCAUACAGAAAUACAAACACCACACACAAACCAUACCCUUAUCCUUGUUACUAUACGGUUUUAUGAUGGGAUUACCGUCUUAGAACGGUCAGUGAACAAUAAAAUCACUGGAACUUGAGUCUACUGGGGGCUUAAUACGGUCAGUGAACUAUAAGAUCACUGGAACUCGAGUCUACUGAGUCUUUAAAUAAUAAGCAAGGUCAUAAUCUCGAACGUGUCCCAUAAUUUAACAAUCAACCUAAAAACAUUGAAGCAUUAAGCAAAAAAUAUCAUAUAAUUGAUACUGAAUAGUUAAUUUCAAAUACUUAACGAACGGAUACCAACAUCACUUGUAAGCGAAGGAAUAAUACUCUGUUGAUUUACUUUGUAAAAUAACUUCAAUGGUUUUGGCUCAAAUUUCGGCUUGUAACGUAAUUGACAUGACUUUUUAGUUGUUUUCGCUCGUCAAAUUCGUUCUGUUACUCCAUUUCAAAGCUGAGAUAAGUGUCAAUACGUGCUUGUUAAUAUUGUUUUAUUGUAAGUUACCCUUUUAACGAUUUUAACGAUUUAAUUUUGUUCGUUUCUUUACCAUUUGUCAGUUAUCAAUUCAUAAUUCAGUUGACAAAUAACUUAAGCUUAUAUUGUAAAUAGAUGUUACUAUGAAUGUUUAUUUUCAAACGGAUAAAUUAAAAAACCUCCAUACAUUGCAAUACAUUUGUAUUUUGGUUUUGUUAGUUUGUACUUUUUGUCGUAGAUAGAUGUUGUUUUUUAACUACUUUUUAUAUAGAUACAAAUUGUACAAAACAGACUAAAUAGUGCUUGGUAUAGAAUAAGGCUAAUCAUUACAUGCUAAUUCGCUCGUAUGAAUGUUUUAUUCAUUAAUUGUCAACAAAAUGUUUCUUUACGUGUUUCUUUACCUAUAAGUGAUAAAAACAUAUUAAUCAUUGUUUUGCUGAUUUGUUUCAGAAGGCAAAUGUCGGAAAUUACAUUUUUCUCCAUUUAUUACACGUUUUAUUGUUCACUAUUUCCUACUUUUAUUGAACUUUUGU
Molecule: messenger RNA, 4380 nt
Organism: Mya arenaria
Lineage: Eukaryota; Metazoa; Mollusca; Bivalvia; Myida; Myidae
Product: melanocyte-stimulating hormone receptor-like
Exons: 2
Coding region: 632-1846 (404 amino acids)
Biological process (GO): G protein-coupled adenosine receptor signaling pathway; adenylate cyclase-activating G protein-coupled receptor signaling pathway
Cellular component (GO): membrane
Molecular function (GO): G protein-coupled receptor activity
Source: RefSeq, a predicted model, not a curated record